GUUGUAAUUGACCAAAAUAUGGAUCCGGGUCAUCCUCUCCGCACACUUUCAGUCCACAACGUUCCUCUUUGUCCCUCUCAUCUCUCUUCACAGCAUGUGACGCUUUCUAAAACAAUUGCGACAAUCAAAUCCCAAAAUUUUCGACUUUCCAUUUUUCUGCACCACCUAAUUUGGCAGUCUUCUUUCAUUUUGAUCCCCAACCCUCCUUCGGCCAUCGCUUUCUUUCUCGGCUCCAUUUCUGUUUCCCGGAGUUGAACUUGCAACAGUGUGCCUGUGUAAUAUUUUCAGGCGGGCUGCAAUUUGAGGAUUUCUGGACUGCUGGAGUUCUGGGUUAAGUUCAUUAUAGCUGUGCAGCUGAUUUUUUGGUUGUUUUUGUUCGAGGCUGCGCUGUUAAGUUGAUGUGACUGUGGAGAGAUCUGUUGGAGGGGACGAAGUGGCAGAUUGAGUUGUCCGGGGUUUGGAUCCGAUCGCAGUGGAAACAGCGCCACUAGAUGGCGCUGUUCAGGCGUUUCUUUUACCGAAAGCCGCCUGAUCGGCUCCUCGAAAUCUCUGAACGGGUCUACGUGUUCGAUUGCUGCUUCUCCACUGAUGUACUGGAUGAAGACGAGUAUAAGUCUUACAUGGGCGGAAUUGUAGCUCAGCUACAAGAGCAUUACCCGGAAGCUUCUUUCAUGGUUUUUAACUUCAGAGAAGGGGAUAAGAGAAGCCAAAUAUCUGACAUCUUAUCGCAAUAUGAUAUGACUGUCAUGGAUUAUCCUCGGCAAUAUGAAGGGUGUCCUCUAUUACCAUUAGAAAUGAUCCACCACUUCCUUAGGUCUAGUGAGAGUUGGUUAUCACUUGAAGGCCAACAAAAUGUUCUGUUGAUGCACUGUGAGAGAGGAGGAUGGCCUGUGCUGGCCUUCAUGCUUGCAGGCCUCCUUUUGUACAGAAAGCAGUACAGUGGUGAGCAGAAGACACUUGAAAUGGUAUACAAACAAGCACCCAAGGAACUUCUUCAUCUUUUAUCUCCUUUGAAUCCACAACCAUCCCAGCUUAGAUAUCUUCAGUAUAUCUCUAGGAGAAACUUUGUAACUGAUUGGCCACCAUCAGAUACACCUCUAGCUUUGGAUUGUAUCAUACUAAGGGUCAUCCCUGUAUAUGAGGUUGGAAGGGGUUGCCGACCUGUGGUCCGUGUUUAUGGUCAGGAUCCUUCUUCAACUACAUCCAACAGGAGUUCCAAGCUCUUGUUUUCAACUUCAAGCACAAAAAAGCAUUCCAGAUUCUACCGACAGGUAGAGUGCGAGCUAGUUAAAAUAGAUAUACACUGCCGUGUCCAGGGGGACAUUGUCCUUGAGUGCAUACAUCUGGAUGAUGAUCUAGCAAGGGAAGUAAUGGUGUUUAGAGUCAUGUUUAACACAGCUUUUAUCAGGUCAAAUGUUUUGAUGCUAACCCGUGAAGAUGUUGAUGUCCUGUGGGACGCGAAAGAGCAAUUUUCUAGGGACUUUAGAGCAGAGGUACUCUUUUCGGAUGUGGAUGUUGAUCCUCCUACUAUACCAACCGAAGCAUCAAAUGAAUAUGGGAAUGAGACAGAAAGUGCCUCACCUGAGGAGUUUUUUGAGGUUGGAGAAAUAUUCAGUAAUCCAGUUGAUGGGCAAGAUGCAAGAGGCGAUUCAGAUAACCACACACUAGAAAGUAAGAGGGACCAUGAGAGCCAUGAGGUAGUCUGGAAGGAGGAAUCUGACCAUCACUCAUUUCAAGAUUGUGCAUCUGAAGAAGGAAAUCAUCACAGACAUGUUAUUGGGGUUGAUCCUACUCAUCCUCAUGCAGAUGUUAACAUUAUGAGGGAAGAGUAUGUUGUGUCAGAGAAUAAACAAUACGAAGAAACUGCACUCUCACAGAAGAAGCUAGACAGGCAUGUUUCAGAAAAUAAGACUGGAGGUGAUAGUAGUAAUAAGCAAAAGUUUGACAAAGUACCUUUGACUGCUUCAAAGAAACAGCCAUUAUCAAACUCAAAACCUUCAUCCGAUGGCAUUGGCAAAAAUAAAUCUAAACAACAAGAAUCUCAGGGGAAUAUUUCAAGACUGGCAAAGCCAAAUGUUGUAUCCAGAUGGAUCCCUCCUAAUAAAGGCUCUUAUACCAAUUCAAUGCAUGUAUCGUACCCACCAUCAAGGUAUAACAGUGCUCCACCUGCAUUUGUGCUUGCCAAGGAUUCUCAGUCAAGUGGAAAAUCAAAACCAGCAUCUACUCGUAGCUCUACUGACACGACUGCUUCAGCGAAUGGUACUAUUGAUGCAGCUAGUCGUGCACCUUGCUCGUCAUCAGCCGACAUGUCAAUGCCUGAAGUUGCACCAAUUCCCCCUUCAACUUCUUCUCCAGUUGAGAGCCAAGACCUGCAAGAGUGUCCACUUCCUUAUCCCUCACUCCCGGAUCAGCAUACCACCUUAUUAUCAUCUCAAGUCCUGUGUACACAUGUAGAGGGAGGUGGCGCCUCACUCCCUUCUCCUCCAUCCCAACAUUUACCUCUACAAGAAAGCCGGAGUUUAAUCGUUUCUACUACUAACCCACCUCCUCCACCCCCUCCUCCACCACCUUUGCCCCUGUUUUCUACUGGCAUUAUUGCCUCUACUUCCGUAUCACCAACUCCUACCCCACCUUGUGUUAUUUCCAGUGCAGAUAAUGCUUAUAUGGUCUCACCCUCACUGCCUGCAUCAACAAUCUCAACCAGCUGGGGUAAUGCAGCUUCUUAUGUGGCACUGUCAAAGUCUAUGUCAAUUCCACCGUCACCCCCUCCUCCACCAUUACUUUCAUCAUCUAUGAUAAAAUCUGUUACCAUUAGAGAAUCCUCUCCACCCCCACCCCCACCUCCACCUCCACUGCCACCCCCUCCUCCACCAGCACUUUCACCAUCUGUGAUACAAUCUGCUACUGUCAGAGUAUCCACUCCACCUUCACCUCCACCUCCACCUCCACCUCCACCGCCACCUCCACCACCACCUUCUUUGGUUAGACCUACUAGCUUAUGUGUGCCAGUUCAUGCAAAUAUGAAAUCUGUUUUACAGGGUGUUCCACCUCCUCCACCUCCUCCACCUUUGCCUUCACGAAGUGGUCCAUCACCCCCGCCUCCUUCCACACCAUUUUCACAUAGUGCUUCAAUUCCACCUCCACCACCACCACCUCCUCCUCCCUUUCAACCUUCACGUAGUGUUCCAUCUCAACCCCUCUGCCUGCCACUUUCACUAGGUACUCCACCCCCUCCUCCACCUCCACCUCCACCUCCACCUCCCUUAUCACAAAAUGGUUUAACUUCAUCCUCCUUGCCUAGCUAUGUUCCACCUCCACCUCCCCCACCACCUAAUUUGCGUAGUGCCGUAUCUCCUUCACUAAGUGGAGCUCCACCUCCACCACCCCCUCUUCCUCCUCCUAAGAGUGGGGCCUCACCCCCUCUUCCUCCAAGUCGUGCACCACCGCCACCUCCACCUCCUCCAAGUCGUGGAGUACCACCACCGCCUCCUCCUCCAAGUCGUGUAGGAGCACCGCCGCCACCACCUCCUCCAAGCCGUGUAGGAGCACCGCCACCGCCACCACCUCCUCCAAGUCAUGGAGGAGCACCACCACCGCCACCACCUCCAAGUCGUGGAGGAGCACCGCCACCGCCUCCUCCUCCAACUCGUGGAGGCGCACCUCCACCUCCUCCACUUGGUGGUCCACCACCUCCCCCACCGCCUCUAAGGGGUUGUACACCUGGUCCUUCACCACCACCUAGCACACCUGGCCCUCCACCACCACCAGGAGCUCCAAGACCUCCAAAUGGUGCACCUCCUCCACUUGGGAGAGGCCUUCCCUCCGGAAGAGGACGUGGACUUUAUGGAAAAGCACCUCCUGCUGGAGCUCCUCGAAGGUCUACAUUGAAGCCACUGCAUUGGAGCAAGGUAACCAGGGCAGUACAAGGAAGUUUGUGGGACGAAUUACAGAGAAAUGGAGAACCUCAAAUAGCACCAGAGUUUGAUUUUUUAGAACUUGAGACUCUUUUCUCUGCCAUAGCCCCAAAGUCAGAUAAAGGUGACAAAUCUGGAGGGAGACGGAAAUCUCUUGGAUCUAAACCUGAUAGGGUUCAUCUGGUUGACUUGAGAAGGGCCAACAACACUGAAAUCAUGUUAACGAAAGUGAAGAUUCCACUUCCAGACAUGAUGGCUGCUGCAUUGGCAAUGGAUCAUUCAAUCUUGGAUGCUGAUCAAGUAGAAAAUCUGAUUAAGUUUUGUCCUACUAAAGAAGAAAUGGAACUUCUUAAGAAUUACACUGGUGACAAGGAUAAUCUGGGAAAGUGUGAACAGUUUUUUCUGGAACUGAUGAAGGUACCACGGGUGGAAUCAAAAUUAAGAGUUUUUCUCUUCAAGAUUCAAUUUAAUUCCCAGGUCUCAGAUUUCCGAAAAAGUUUGUCUACUGUUAACUCUGCUUGUGAAGAGGUCCGGAAUUCUUAUAAACUGAAAGAAGUCAUGUGGAGAAUAUUACAACUGGGAAACACGUUAAAUCAGGGAACUGCCAGAGGUUCGGCUGUUGGGUACAAGUUGGACAGUCUUUUAAAACUUACUGAUACUCGUGCCACUAACAACAAGAUGACACUCAUGCAUUACCUUUGUAAGGCUCUUGCUUCAAGGUCACCUGCACUUCUGGACUUUCAUGACGAUUUUGCAAGCCUAGAAGCUGCAUCUAAGAUACAAUUGAAAUCUUUAGCUGAGGAAAUGCAAGCCAUCAUCAAGGGUCUGGAAAAAUUAAAGCUUGAACUGGCUGCGUCCGAGAAUGAUGGACCUGUAUCUGAAAUUUUCCGGAAGACACUAAAAGAGUUCAUUGGAGUUGCUGAAACAGAGGUGACAUCUGUAACAAAUCUAUAUUCCACAGCGGGAAGGAAUGCAGAUGCACUGGCACUGUAUUUUGGUGAGGAUCCUGCCCGCUGCCCAUUUGAGCAAGUUACUGCAACCCUCUUAAACUUUGUGAGGUUGUUCAGAAAAGCCCAUGAGGAGAACUUGAAACAGGCUGAAUUAGAAAGGAAAAAAGCUCUAAAGGAGGCUGAGACAGAGAAUGCUAAAGGCAUGAACCUUACAAAGAGGGGUCCUAAAGAAUGACAAUCCCAUGAAAUGCAUGGUACCAGAAAAUCGGUGCAAGCGGUUAGCGGACCAACCACAAAAAAUCUAAACUACUUUCGAAGUACUUUAGUUUGCGUGGGAUUCAAAGUAUGAAGUGCAUUUUCAAGGCUUAUGAACCUGAAAGUGCCAGUUAUGGCUCAGCAGGCGAAGCUAAAUGGGGCCUGAAAGUGCAGUUUUGGAGGGUAGAUGUUAUUGCUUUCAUGUUCUCCCUCCAUGUGCCAUGAUCAGACAGGAGUAAUCGACUUUGCACAUGGCGCCAGAGAUAUAUCCAUUGGGAAGUGUAAAGGGGAAGAAGAUCUACAGGUAUGCAUUAGUCUUGUACAGAACAUAGAACUAUAUAGAUUAUUUUAUUGUAACAUAGGAAGGUCCCUUUCCAUGAAAGAAUAUAUGGGAAUUGACCAUGGAAUUUGUUGUACAGAAAGUAUUAGUCGCCAUCAUGCUCUAGCUAGGUAGAUUGGUUAGUGGUGUAACAAAGAAUAAGCUUAUCAGGUUAGAAUGUUAGAUGCCUCUUUCACAGUUUGCUAAUUCUUUUAUUUGUUUUUCAUUGGAAUUAUUUUUUGACACAAUACCGAUUAUUAAUACAAUGCGUGCAUUUCUUUUCAAUCAA
Molecule: messenger RNA, 5727 nt
Organism: Cuscuta epithymum
Lineage: Eukaryota; Viridiplantae; Streptophyta; Magnoliopsida; Solanales; Convolvulaceae
Source: the annotation of a GenBank genome assembly